CCUUUUUCUCCCCCUUUUUUUUUUCUUCUCUUCUCGAUCCUCCCUCUUAUAUCCUAUAUAUUGGCCUUUUUUUCCUGUCAAAAAAGGCAUUAAUUUCUCCUCUCUCAGCUAUGCAGCAGUGAUUUUGAGCAGAACCCUCCUUCUAAAAUCAUCAAAGGUGAUAAACCCAGUUGAGCAAUAUCUUCUUCCAGUUGGGUUUGUGCCAUUGAAGUGGUCUUCAGCAUAUACAUAAAUAUAUGUACAUAUAUGCUUUUUAUUUUAUCUUAAUUUCAUUCUGUUCUAUUCUAUUAUGUAUUUCGACAGAGUAAGUUCUUUAGGAGGAGCUGCAGCAACAAAACCCAGUUGUGGAGUCAGAGGAAGCGUUUGUGUAUCAGUUUAGCAAUGUGGGUUUGUUGGGUUUUUGCCAUUUGAAAGGCUUUUGAAGAUCUUUAUUUUGUGCUAUUUCUUUGCCCUUCAAUUUUGUCCCACAUUUGCCCUCUGCUUGUGGCAGCAAAACCCUAGUUGCAGAAUCAGGAAAAUGGGGUUUUUUCUAUUUUGAAGGCUUUUGAAGAUCUCUUGUUUUCUCUCAUCUGUUUAUCUCUUCCUUUCUGUCCCACAUUUGCCAUCUUUGCGGCAAUGAGACCCUCGAGAAAGUGCUUAUGUAUCAGAUUACCACUGUUUGUUUCUUGGCUUUUUGCAUUUUAGGAGGCUUUUCAUAAUCUUUCUUCCGCCCUCAUUUCUUAUCUUAUCCUUUGAAUCAUGUCCCACAUUUGCCCUUUUCUUGUGGCUCUACAUGGGUUUGGCCAUCCUCAUUUGUUGCCACAUUGCCAAAAUUGGCUUUGAAAUUAAAGAAUGCUGCAGCUGCUGCUACUUCUAGGCUUUGAAAUCGAAGAAUCUCCACAGAUCUCUCUGUCAAGUUCUCACAAUCUGGUGUUCUUUCCGGUUUCAUAUUCUCCGUUCUUGCAGCAAUGAAAUUGGGUUUUCAACAAAGUGAUUUGGACUCAUCCCCAGGGCAAAGUUUGGAUGGAAGUUUCAGGAAGUCAUCUAAAUCUGGCUUUCAACCAAAUGAUUUGGAUUCGUCACCUGGGGAUAGUUUGGAUGGAAGUUUCAGAAAAUCUAGAUCUGGUACCUCCUCUCAUAGAAUGUCUAGCAUUUCAGCUUCAAGCAAGUUUGUUCCUUCUUCAAAAAGAGUGUUCAAGGGCUUAAAGGACUAUGCACGUAGAAUUGUCGACCUUGAAUUAUUUACACAAAGUCUUGAAGACUGGGUUGUUGAAAAUUCUAGUGCAGAUUCUAACAGUAGGGAGCAGUCUUUCAGGUCUCCCUUUUCAAUUGAUGAAUUGUGCAAGCUUGAUUUCGCAUUGGAGGGUGUCUUAUUUCAGCAACUUUUUCGUAUGCCUUGUUCACCUUAUACUUCUGAUGAUCUGAAAGAAGAUGAGUAUCUUGCUCUAGAAGACUUCCUCCAUGCCAUGAUGGAUGGUUUGUGGCGUACAUUCUGGCAUAAAAAUGGACCAUUGCCAUUCUUUGUAGCUUGUCCCCGUCAUCCUGGAUCCAAGUUCUAUUCUGUAGAAAAAGCAAUAUCGAGGGGAAGGCUCGGAGGGCUUUGUGGUGCAGCUUUGAUAUCAAAAACUGGGAGAGAUCUACAAAUUCACUGGGAUCAGGUGGUGGAGUUUGCAUUAUUUAAACCAGAUAUAAUGGUGGGAAAUGAGUUGGGAUUUUCUUCUAACACAAUCUGUGAAGCCCUGUUUUAUGGUUUUCAUAUUCUUCUUUCUAGGUGUUUGAGCAAGUACAGUUUGGUUAACAGUGAUUCCGUUUUUCUUCUAGUUGUUGAUUCUAAAUUUGGCGGGGUGGUGAAAUUUGGGGGCAACCUUAGCAAACUUGAACUUAAUACUACUAACCCAUACCAGUCUGUGGCAGAAUGGAUCAAACUUCAUGCUGAAGUCAGUGUUUCCCCUGUGGACAGAAUAUGGAACAAGCUAGGCAAUGCAAAUUGGGGGGACCAAGGAACUCUGCAACUGCUUUUGGCAACAUUCUACUCCAUUGUCCAGUGGAAUGGACCACCAAGAAAGUCGAUUGCCUCCCUUGCCUCAGAUCACGGCCUCCGUCUUCAAAAACGGAGGAUAGAAUGCCGCCUCAUUGAGAAUGAGAACAUGCUAGUCUCUUUCGAACAGGCCAGCCAUCAACAAGGAGAAAUAGUUGAACUGGACGACAAUGAAAGUCCAUCUUUCAGAAAGCAAGCAUCGCGUUUGAAGCUUAAGCAGGGUGAGAUAUUGCUAUUGGAUGAUCAGCGGCAGGGGCAGAAAAGUUUCCAGAUUCAGGAGUCUCUUGUAGGAGGGAACUGCUUGUCCUACAGUGCUGUUUCUCUAGAAUACCCAACAGAGUUGUUGACUUUAUACGUGGGUGCUCAUCCAUCUCGACUGGAGCCAUCCUGGGAGGAUAUGAGUCUCUGGUACCAGGUACAAAGGCAAACCAAAGUACUAAACAUCUUGAAGCAGCAGGGAAUUUCAAGCAAAUAUUUGCCAGAAAUAAUUGCCUCUGGCAGAAUCUUGCAUUCUGGUCCUUGUAAAAAGCAGAGCCCAGGUGGGCGAUGUGAUCAUCCCUGGUGUGGAACCCCAAUACUUGUGACAACUCCAAUUGGAGAGCCCCUUUCAUCUAUAGUUGCUCGGGAUGGCCCAUUUUCAAGCGAGGAUGCAAUCCGCUGCUGCAGAGACUGCCUAGCUGCUCUGAGAAGUGCAAAAAUGGCAUCUAUUCAGCAUGGGGAUAUCUGUCCUGAGAACAUCAUCCGUGUUUUAGACACACAAGGUGCAAGAAGCAGUUUCUUCUACGUUCCAGUCUCAUGGGGCCGUGCAGUUCUUGAAGACAGAGAUAGCCCAGCGAUGAACUUGCAGUUCUCGUCUUCUCAUGCACUUCAGCAUGGUAAGCUUUGCCCAGCAUCUGAUGCUGAGAGCCUCGUCUACCUCCUCUACUUUGUUUGUGGUGGAACAAUGCAGCAACAGGACUCCAUUGAAUCUGCACUGCAAUGGAGGCAGAGAUGCUGGACCAAGCGCUCGAUCCAGCAGCAACUUGGUGAGGUUUCAGCUCUCCUGAAGGCAUUUGCUGACUAUGUGGACAGCCUCUGUGGCACCCCAUACCCAGUGGACUAUGACAUUUGGCUGAAGAGACUGAACAGGGCUGUGGAUGGCUCAGGAGACAGGGGGAAGCAGAUUGAAGAAUUCCCUGCCAAUGUGAGAGUAGAGGAUGUUGCUGAAUCCUCAGGAACUUCUGGGGGUGGGACUUCAUAUUCCUGCUGAAAGAUUGAAAAUUUCAAGGUAGGAGUUGGUUUCUGGAAGCUGAGAUUGAAGCCAAGCUUGUGUUGUUUGAUGGGUUCUCCCUCAAGUUUCCUCAAAUCCAUAUACUGGGAUUUGCCUCUUAUUUUCUAAGCAUUGUGAUUGGUUUUUUUUAGAGAGUUUGAAGCUUGGGUGAACUGCAAAAUUGGGAGAAUCCUACUUGUCAUUUUUUGUAAUGGAAUGUAGAUGUUUCAUUGUAAUUGUAAUUGUUUCAUUGUUACUGCA
Molecule: messenger RNA, 3527 nt
Organism: Vitis vinifera (wine grape)
Lineage: Eukaryota; Viridiplantae; Streptophyta; Magnoliopsida; Vitales; Vitaceae
Exons: 4
Coding region: 948-3266 (772 amino acids)
Source: RefSeq, a predicted model, not a curated record